Sorghum bicolor (sorghum) is the source of this 2922-nucleotide messenger RNA. RefSeq lists its product as uncharacterized. The coding region runs from base 173 to 2815 and encodes 880 amino acids. Gene Ontology annotation, molecular function: Arp2/3 complex binding; protein kinase A regulatory subunit binding. Gene Ontology annotation, cellular component: cytoskeleton. Gene Ontology annotation, biological process: actin cytoskeleton organization; positive regulation of Arp2/3 complex-mediated actin nucleation. The transcript has 9 exons. Lineage: Eukaryota; Viridiplantae; Streptophyta; Magnoliopsida; Poales; Poaceae. The record is from RefSeq and is a predicted model, not a curated record.
UACGCAACAUCCUCUUGGAUCCGCUAGCUCUCUUCCGAGCAGAUGGAGCAGCUAUCUAACCGCAGCCGGCCGGUGGAGCUAGCUGCUGGAGGCACAAGAAGGUAGCAGUGCAGCCGGCCGGCCGGAGCGGUCGAGAGCUAAUCGAGUGAGCUCCAGCAGUGGCGGCAAUAUAAUGGGUCUGUCGUCAAGGUGCGGAUGCCGGUGCGAAUGCGUCACCAGCACCACCCACGGCGACGUCGUCCGCAACCGCAGCAACCGUAACAACAACGAUGCCCCCGACGCGGUCCUCGAGGGCCUCGCCAUGGCCGGCCUCGUCGCCAUCCUCCGCCAGCUCGGAGACCUCGCAGAGCUUGCCGCGGAGGUGUUCGACGACAUGCAACACCAAGUGAUGGCCGCGUCGGCGCGAGGGCGACGACUCGCCGUGAGAGCCAAGCGGCUGCUGGAGACCGACCUCUACCUGCCUCCGACGACGUCCACCCACAACUCUGCCGCCGCUGCUCUCAGUCUCACCAUCGCCACCUCCAGCUCCGGCCGUCUCGGCUGCCGCGCGCAUCCCAGAAGAGGAGGAGGAGGAGGAGGAGGAGGAGGCACGCCGCCGAUCAUGAUGCCGCGUCUCGUCGUCCAACGUAUCAGGCGCUGUCGCGGGCCUCCCAGGCUGUCACUCCUUGACAAGUUUGAUGCUGCUGGCGAUGGAGCGUGCCUCAAGAGGUACACCGAUCCCUCCUUCUUCUUCAGGACUCAUUCUGCCAGGCUUGAGCAAGGCACGCUCGGAGUCAGAGCAAACCGCGGGCCAUAUCUGAAAUCCAUGUCCAUGGAAACCAGCAGACCCAAGUUUCAGACUGCAUUUAACUCUGAACCUCCGGAGUCAGCCGACACUGUCACUGACUGCAAAUCAGAAUCAGAAACAGAAAGAGAUGCAUCCGAAGCGCCGUCACCUGGCUUCCUCUCCAUGCUCCGACAGCUGAAGCAGCAUCGGCAUCGGCAUCGGCAGGCAGCAGGUGCCGGGUCCCUCUUCCGAGUGCAGCAAACAGUUGACAGGGUCCAGUCUUCACCUCAACUCGACAUGGAAAAGAAGCUGCAAGGCAGCGGCACAGCGCAGCCCAGCCCCAGCCCCAGCGAGCUCGAGAGGACGAGCUCUUUCGAGGCAUGGCUCUCUCCAGAUGCUCGCCGCUUUCCUACUACUGCUGCUGCUGCUGCUACUCAUCAUCACGAGCACGAAGAAAUCAUCACACAGGAACCACCCCAUCCCCAUGGUGCUAGUGCUACUGCCUGUAGUGGAUCCGUCAGUGAUGUUGUUACCACAUCAAUUGGUGCUGCUCUUAGCAGCAGUACCAUGCUGAAGGCGAAGCAGAAUUCAGCAGACGCAGAAAUACCCUGCAGCAAAAGUUCGAGGAGGUACAAAGACAGCGUUGAGAUGAUCGCCUCAAGAGUCAGCAGCUUGCCGAGGAAGCUCUUCAUCAACAUCAAGCAUCACAACGACUGCUCGCGCUCUGAUAGGGCAGGUACUACUAACCUCCGGAUUAGCCAAGCCACAGGCACUGGGGAUUGCAGCCCUGAACUUGAAGCCAUCCCCACCCCAAGAGAGGCUUUUCUGCCAACACUGGUUCAUUCUGAUCCAGUAUAUUCGAGUAUGCAUAGCCUGCUUCUGCCUGAAAAUGACAAGUGCUACUCCUAUUUGCAGCACCAUGAAAGCAUACCUUGUAAUGUAUCAGUAGAUGCAGAGAGACAUCACCAACAGGAAGACCCUUCCACGGAUCGAUGCAGUAACAGUAACAGUAACAGCAGCACUCCUGAAACAUGUACGACACCUGACUCCAGGAACCUGCUGUUGCCAGGAAGUCUUGUUCUGAAGCGAGCUAGUGCUUUGCCUGAGAAUCCUUGUUCUGAAGAUGCCAAACUAGAUACAACACCGCCACUUCCGCCUAUUCCACCCAUGCAGUGGCUGUCAGAAAGAGUCCAUACAGGGACUCGGACUCGAGCCCCAUCUCCUAAACACAGAGCGCUUUGGAAAAAAUCACUGGAGGUUACUGAAAUGAUUCAGGCAAUAAGACAGGCGCAUAGCCAUAGCAUCCAGACUUCACCGGUGGAUACGGAAGAAACGUUGGUUUCUAAUGAGCAUACUAGUGCCAAUGCCUCUCAUAGAGAUGAAAUGAAAUGUUCUGAAUCUGAAGAAACGGGGCAUCCACAGCCAUUCCGAGCCCGAGAAGAUGCUGUGCAGGCUUCAGAAGGCAAUGUUCUCAAGGCUGGAGAGUUCCCUGUGCCUGCAAUACUUUCAGACGAGGCCGGGUCUGAGAUAUACCUACGGACGCAGGCACAAGCAGACACAUGUUUCCAACAACAAGGCAGACAGCAAUUUGGUAGCAGUGGACAUUCUGAUCAUGGUUCAACAGAGAAACGAAGCGAAGAGCACGAGGAUCUGCAGAACGAGAGUGUGUUCUUCUCUGCGGUACAAGAGCUAGCGAACAUGUCCCCUCCUCCUUCAGUGCCAAGGCCCAAAUAUCCACUGCUUGAUGCUGGAUCUCACGGCAGGAUCAUGCUACGAAAUGGUCCAAGCCCGAUCCAUCCUUCAAGAAACAUUUUGGACAGCAGGAGUUUACUGAUAAAGCAGAUAAAAGACAUUGCAAUGGACGGCAAUCCUUCUUUCAAACUGAAAUCAGUUUCUGGAGCGAGCUCUCCUCAGUCUUCUGUGACCGGGAGUCCUACCAACUCUAAGGUGGCAACCAUUCUGCAGAGAUUAGAUGACAUUCGUAAGCAGGCUCACGCAAACAACAAUGAGGUUCACAGUGAGGAAAGCUGGAGCGAUGGCAGUGAAUGAAUGAUUUAUUGUAUCCCCUGUGAUGGAUAGUAACAUUGGGUGAUGCAGCUGCAGAAGCCCUGCCCCUGCAUACUUACAAAUAUGGAUCCCAUAUAUAUUUUAUUAAA